GUGGCUCAGGUCUACCGGUACCGCCGUCAGAUCGGUGUCAAUCUCGGCUGUGUAUUCAUACUCGAGCGCUGGCUGUGCCCCCUUAAGCUGUGCCAACAGGUACCGGCCGCAAAGGGCUGGGAAUCAGAACACGAUUUCUUGAAAUCAUGCUCUUCCCCACAAGAGGCUAGGAGAAUCCUAGAGGACCACUGGGAGACCUAUGUCACUCAAGAUGACAUGGCCAUUUUAGCCUCCAAAGGAAUCAACACAAUUAGACUUCCAAUCGGCUAUUGGAUCGUACAACGCUCGCUUUUGGUCCCACCGUUCGCAUCAUUUGAAGGUGUCUAUGACUCUGCCUGGAAUUGGUUCUUACGUACAAUUCACAUGGCUGCCCAAUACGGUAUUGGCGUCUUGGUUGAUCUACAUGGAGCACCAGGUGGUCAAAAUUCAGAUACACACUGUGGGGUAUCGACCGGGCGGGCCGAGUUUUUCACCAACCCCCACUAUCAGGAGGUUACCCUAGAGGUGCUCUGUACACUUGCCCAUACGCUGGUAAAGAUCAACAACGUUGUCGGUCUGGAACUCCUGAAUGAACCGACUGACCACCCGAGUCUUGAGCAGUUUUAUGAAAGGGCAUUGACUAAGCUUAGCUAUCCAGACACAAUCGGAUUACCAUUGUACAUAUCUGAUUGCUGGAAUCCAGAUGGUAAGUAUACUCAAUGGUUACAGUCCCGCCUGCAACUUAUUGUCAUGGAUACACACCAGUACUUUUGUCACACCCCCAGAGACCACGCCAGAUCAGCUCUUCAGCACACACAGGAUCUAAAAACACUGGUCAGAGAUCGCGUCGGGCGAGCCAGGGAUCAGUUGGCCGGGUGUCUGGUGGUCGGUGAGUGGUCUGUUGUUCUGAACCACCAGUCGAUUCCUGCCCACGAAAACGAUGCCAAUGUGAUGCGUGAUUUUGGAAAAGCCGAACUACAGGUGUGGGACCAAGUCAGUGCAGGAAAUUUCUACUGG
Messenger RNA from Phycomyces blakesleeanus NRRL 1555(-), 996 nucleotides. Its product is annotated as glycoside hydrolase family 5 protein. Gene Ontology annotation, cellular component: extracellular region; cell surface. NCBI's taxonomy places the organism in Eukaryota, Fungi, Mucoromycota, Mucoromycetes, Mucorales, Phycomycetaceae. Gene Ontology annotation, molecular function: glucan endo-1,6-beta-glucosidase activity. Gene Ontology annotation, biological process: glucan catabolic process. The annotation marks the transcript as partial. The transcript has 3 exons. The record is from RefSeq and is a predicted model, not a curated record.